CCAGUCUGUUGACAGCAGAAAACUUAUUCAGAAUGUCAUUUGAUAGGGUGCAAAUGGUAAUGGCCAGCUUGGACUCUCGGACAAAAAUGACCGAUUAACACCUACCCGUAUAGCAUUACCAGAGGGUCUGGCAGCCGGUGAUGUGACAAGUAUCUCAGGUGGAGGAUCUUAUACAGUUAUAAUUACAGCAUCAGGAUGUGUUUACAUGAGUGGAAUGCUUUGUAAUCUAGGACAUUCCACGAAGGACUCCGUAGUGUUUCAGAAGGUGGAGGGACUUGAAGGAGAAACUAUCACUAAGGUUGCAUGUGGUUGGGAGCACACUCUUGCUCUUAGUGCAGGAGGAAAACUUUAUUCCUGCGGAUCUAACUUGCAUGGACAGUUGGGUCAGAAAUUGACUGCAACUAGAAUUGAUUCACCACAGAGAGUUGACUAUUUUACAGAUGGAAACAGAAUCUGUGAUGUUGCUGCAGGAAUGUGGCAUAGCCUUACUUUAAUGGAUGAUGGCGGUGUGUACUCUUGGGGUUCAGGCAAGCAUUCCCAGCUGGGCUAUGAUGUCCCUCAUAAACAAUACAAAAUGUUUGAACCAUGCAGAGUGGAAUUGCCAGAGGCUAUAGGAACGGUGGUAUCAAUUACAGCCGGAUCACACCAUUCAGCUGUACUCACUGAUAUAGGCAAUGUGAUCAUGUGGGGUAGUAACACAAAGGGUCAGCUUGCACGUGAUCCCAGCGAGGUCUCCAAGGUCCACAAGCCCCUGGUUCUAGAUCAAUCCCCUUUUAAUGGAGAGAGAUUGAUUGAAUUGAAGUCAGGUUGGGAACACUGCUUGGCUCUAACAGAUAAAGGGUCAUUGUUUGCAUGGGGAAGAGCUGAUUAUGGGCAACUUGGAAGAGGAGUUGUUACUAAUAACACUAGUAGAUGUCAACACUGUCCAUCAGAGGUGCUACUCGCUGAAGUAGUCAUUGUUUCUUGUGGAAGUAUGCACAAUAUAGCAUUGAAAGAGGAAGAAGGUGGUAUCACACAGGCUUACACGUGGGGAUGGAAUGAACAUGGCAUGUGCGGAUCUGGAACAGAAGAUGACGUUUUGAUUCCGACAGUCAUAGACACUUUCAAACACGAUAGUGUUCAUCUGAUUGGUUGUGGAACUGGAUGCUGUUUUGCUGCUGUUAAUCAAAAUUUGAAAAAUUCCUGAAAAAAUUCAGUAGCAAUGGAUUUGUAUAUCUGAUACAUUUUGUAAUUCUAUCAGAUGUAAAGUGAACAGCAGUUAUAUUUAAAUUAUUUGUACAGAUAAUGCUAUUUUAAUAAAUAAUGCUAUUUUAAUAAAU
Messenger RNA from Priapulus caudatus, 1319 nucleotides. Its product is annotated as secretion-regulating guanine nucleotide exchange factor-like. The transcript has 9 exons. The record is from RefSeq and is a predicted model, not a curated record. Bases 206 to 1186 code for a protein of 326 amino acids. NCBI's taxonomy places the organism in Eukaryota, Metazoa, Priapulida, Priapulimorpha, Priapulimorphida, Priapulidae.